AUGGAUGUCUCUUGUCCAACCUCUCCUAUUGACGACGACGAGCAUUUUGAAUUUGUCGACUAUACAGCAGCUUCACAAUGGGAACGUUUUAUAACUACUGUUGAAGAAAUAUUAGUGGGCUGGGGAGUAACAGACGGCCAACUUGGAAUAUUUGACGAAUCGAGCUUACCACCUUUUAAUCAUAAAACUUAUGCUAAGACGGUUGGAGGUAUUGAUCCUUUUGUGAAACGAGAAAUAAUUAUUCUUGAGGAUAAGUCGUAUACUUUAUCUUAUCAUUAUCAUCCAAUAAAACGCUGGAAUGAAUUGGAUAUAAAUAAUUCAUCCUCUGCAAGCAGCUCUCCUUCACAUUUUCUCCCUCCACCUACGACAACACUUUUUCCACCAAAUCCUGAUCCAUUUUCACCUAGUUCUGAAUUCCUUCCACACUUCCUUCCGAAUAAUUCACACGACUUAUCAUCAGUAAAUUUAAAUACAAUUCAUCGAUGGACUGGUCUUACCCAUAUUUUGGUUUUGACUCCGACCGAUAUUUUUUCUUCUGGAUCCGCCCCAAAAUCUAGUACAAUUGAUCUUAGUACUACAAAACUUCUUCUUUCAUCUUUUGCCAUUGUAUUUCAUAAUACAAAAUGCAAACUCCCAGUUUUUGUUCCAACUGGUCAGAUUACAAAUUUAUUAUAUGCCGGCUAUAUGUGUUUGUUUAACAAAGAUGGUUCCAACAACGUUGACGAUGCUAGUGAGGUAGAAAUAAGAUUCAAUACUACCUACAUUCGGGAGAUUCCACCUUGCUAUUCGCAUCUAGCGGGUUUAGCUGAUCUCUUUAUUGAAAAAAUGGAUUUAAAUCAAUUGCCCUUUGAUCAAGUUGAUGAACCUAAAUUAGACAAGAUGCCACAUCUUGGAAUUUCCGUUGCUGCUUUAUUCACUUAUGAAUUACAAAAUUGGGAUGACCAAGAUUGGAAAAAUCUUAAUUAUGAAGAUAUUCAGCCUACUUCUCUUAAUAAUUCGAAUGGCAAAGUUGCUUCAUUUGAGGAUGAUUUUUUUGAAGAAUUUGAAGGGCGAGAUGACAGCAUGUUUGGUAAUGGUGAUAAAAAGGACACAUCUAAUUAUCCACGGACAUCUACAAAUGAAUUUGUUUCUCCGGUCGUAUCGAUAACAAAUUUACCCUUAGGACCACUUAAUGAUCCACUUGAGUCAAUGUCUCUUACCGCGUUUUUUCCUUCUGCGCCAUGUAAUACAUAUUUAGACAACGAUGUUUAUUCUGAAAUGGAUGCCAUGGGUGCUUCUAUUUGGCUGUUGAAAUGUAAAUUUUAUGAAGAAAAUAAUUUAUAUGGCUUGUUGUCUAGCCUUAUAGAUAAUAUAAUUUCUUCUUGGAUAAUUGACAGCGGCAAUAAACUUUCGGAAACUUCAAACAGUGGCAAUCGUAACAGAGAACUAAGAAGUAUACCUAAUCGCGAUUUGCCAGGUAGCUUCAAUGAUUAUGAUCUGUUUGAUACAACUCGUUAUGUUCGACAAACUACUGGUAUAAUUGUUGAUAUGGAUGAUGCAGAUAUCGAUAAUAUAUUGCGAGAACUAUUUAAUGUAUCACGAAAGAAAAGAUCAGCACCAUAUUAUAAUUCUGAAGGAAUCAAUACUUUAAGUGGUAUCACUCUAUUUUCUGCAGCAACGUUAGGCCUUCAUUUUAAUCACGCAAGGAUUGUGCCAUACAAAUCUUUCAUGUGGAAUCUCCUUGAAUAUUUAUUAGAAACAGUCUCCAGAACAUCCAAUUUCAGAAGCUAUUCGCUUUUAGGAUCAUUGAAAAUAGUCUGGAACGAAGUGCUUAAGCGUAUUAGGUGGCAUUGGGAAAGAAACGAACCUAUACCCGAUAUUAACAUAUAUAACUGGUCUGAUAAUUCAAAUUCAUCACUUUUUAAUUGUGAUAAAGAUGCUUCAACUAUCAAAAAUAAAAAUGAGUUAUCAUUAAAUAAAAAUGACAAUACCGCUGUUGGAAUUGAUAUGCGGUUCAACCUUGUUCAUCAAAAACUGUGUAUGAUUAAUUGUUGUAUCGAACGUCUACGGAAAUCUAAAACAAAUACUUCAACAUUAUCUACAAGUUUUAAUUCAUCUAAAGAACAAUUGCCCGAAAGUAACUCUUUUGAGUCUAUAAAGCCAGAUAAAUCUUCUGACUUGGAUCCAAAAAUGACAAGCUCAGAUGAUUUUCUGGUUCGACUCUUUGAUCGUAUUACGGAGGAUGAUGAUAAUAUAGAUCCUUCGGCGUCAUUGGUAUUUGUGAGACCAGAGAAUUCAAAUGGUGCUACUCACGCUGAUAUAAGCACGACUACUGCCACCAAUGGAGAAAAAUAUUCGAAUCAUGUUCAUUCUCGCAGCAUAGAUUUUGUAUCAUUGCCUCCAGAUUAUGAUGGUUCUUCGGAAGACGAUUUCGUUGAUCCGAUAAAUGAGAUUCCAGCUGUUCUUCCUCUACGAAUUCCUAAAAGUUCAAAACAUCAUAAAUUUAGUUCACGACGGUCAUCAUCAAUUUCCCAGGGUCAAUCCUAUUCAUCCACGCCACCGUCUUUUUCUGAUCAAUCAGAUCCAAACCAAAUUUCGUCAUUGACAGAAUCUUACGUAAAACUUGAUUACUCAGCCAGUAUGGAGUCGAAUAAAGGAUUUGAUAAGGAAAAACUUACAGUAAACGAGGAUGAAGUUUAUAGUGAGGUAAAUGAUGAAAAUAAAAGGGAGGGUCAUUUACAUCCGUUCAAUGAUCUCACUUUGUUGGCAACUGGUGAACCUCUUUGGGUACCAGAAACUCAGGAAGUUGGUUUCAUGACCGAAGAUAUGCUACGUGAACAAGAAGAGAUAUUUGAAAAAUUGGGCACGUCAGAAGAUGCGACUAAAGUACGAGCUCAAAUGCAAUCUGCACAUUUGCUUUCUGGUAAGUACUUUAAGCCGUUGAAUAUUUUGAUGUUCAUGCAAACUAAUCUUUCAUUAUUUUUACAUUCAGACAUGCAGGCUUUCAAAGCAGCAAACCCACAUGCUAUCUUGGAAGAUUUUAUUCGAUGGCAUUCACCACGCGAUUGGAUCCCUGAUGACAAUAAUCCAAACAAGGGAACUCUUAGCCAACGAAUGUUGGAGAAAGGCAAUUUAUGGCAAGAACUGUGGAAGCUAAUCCAACAAAAUGAAUUGUUAAUGGGUAAAGCAAUUUCACUUUUACGAAAGGUAUUACCUAAACAACAUUCUCUUGUUGAAAAACUUUUGGAUAUACCGGAAAGUCAAGUUUCCGAUGGGAAAGAACGUGAAUGCGUAUAUGAAUUGUUUUCUUCUGUUGGUAUGUGA
Molecule: messenger RNA, 3303 nt
Organism: Racocetra fulgida
Lineage: Eukaryota; Fungi; Glomeromycota; Glomeromycetes; Diversisporales; Gigasporaceae
Source: the annotation of a GenBank genome assembly